CACGCAUGAGAAAAUGAAAUGGCCUUUAAUCCUACCCAUGAGAUAAAAAUACCUGUCCAGUUUAUUGAUCAGACAGAUGUUCGUGGGCACUGUUUAGCCUACACAGAUGGCGCGAUUCCUGACGAUCGUCGCGCGUUCAUGUCGUCUGCUUGCGUUUUCUGUCGUUGCGACCUUCAUCGCAAUUAUAGGGAAACACAUCCCAGCAUUAGAUCGAAUAGUGAUGAGAAACCUUAGGGCAGUCUUAAUGGAUACCACCCUUAAAGAAGAGGACUGGAAAGAUUCCAUUUAUUCAUUUGCUCAGCUAAAGACAAUGACCAAAAAUAGCAUUUACGAUGUGUUUCGAGAUGCUGAACUGUAUCAUGACGCGCCAGAUGGUGACGUCAUCAAAGGGGACCUUUCGAAAUCUCGUCUGCUCGAAUUUCAGAAAAAAGAUCGACCGCUUAUUCUCAAUUUUGGAAGCUGUACAUGACCACCGUUCAUGGGAAAGCUUGAGCAAUUCAAGAAAUUGGUUGCUCGCUUUAGUAACGUGGCCGACUUUUUGAUUGUUUAUAUAGCUGAAGCACAUCCAAGCGAUGGAUGGGCGUUCAAAAAAAAUUUUGAUAUUCAUACGCAUAAGGGGAUUCAAGAUCGAAUGAAAGCGGUGGACAUACUGUUAAAACAUCAGCCAAACUGUCCAGUGGUGGUAGACGACAUCUCCAAUGAUAUGAACUACAAAUACGGAGCAAUGCCAGAGCGUCUUUAUAUUGUUUUGAAUGGUAAGAUAGUGUACCUGGGGGAAAGGGGACCCCGGGGAUACCACGUGGAGGAGGUAGAAGAGUGGCUGACCAUAAAUACGUCAUAGCUUGGGCGACUUUACGUGUGUGGAGAAGACGUUGAAUUAAAGUGUCUACAAUUCAUUUUAAAUUCGUAUAUAUCGCGUUGUCUUUGUCACAGGUCAACCAAUAAGUAUAUAUGUUCUAAAAGAAAACAAAACAAUGUCAUAAUGUGAGUGUGUAAUAUGAUAUAUUAUUCUAUUGUAUAAUCACAAAGGGCUAUUGUUUUCUUUUAGUAGCAAUUAGUUGAUAAAGAUUUAAUUAUAAGUGGUAUCAACACGUCAGCUUCUCUAAUCCUCCUCCGUGCACUCUUUGUUUCGGUAAAACUUUAAAAAUUUUCAAAAGCAAAAUACUUUUUCUAUCAAUAUUUGUGAACAUCAAUUUUCGCGGUUUUAGUGAAAAUCACAGUUCAACUUUCAAGGAUACGUACAUUUGUAUAUUGAGCCUAACAUGUUAUUAGAAAUUGCACUUCGGUGAACAUUUUGUUUCGUGGAUCAACUGAACAACGAAACCCACGAAAAUUGGUAUUCAACAGAUAUCGAUAAAGCAACAGAAGCCUUUAUCAUUACACUGAAUUUAUUUGUGUUGUGUUAUAAAUUUUGCUCCUUUUUGGGUAUAACGUAUUUGUAUAUAGGUAUACAUUACAAUUUUUGUGUAUAAUCAUUGGAGUCCUUUCCUGAUGUCUCGCCAUACCGUGUGAGUUCAUCAUCAAUGACAGCGUUUAUGAAGUCGUCCUCAAAAAUGUCCGAAAACGGGGACAGGCUGAUCGUCACAAGCUGUCAUCGAUGUGAACUUUCAUGAUAUGGGGUGUACAUCUUUAGUUCCUAAUGAAUUGAUUCCAAAUAGCAUUUUAGUUUCUUUUUUGUUAUACAUGAAGUACAUAAAAAAAUGUCAAGAUUUUUUAAAAUGAAUAUUUUAUGGUCAUAUUAUUUUUGUAUUAAUAAGUCUGAAAUGAAAAUCGCUUUACCUAUAACAUGAUACAUUGUAUUUUAAAAAAAAACAACCAGAAAUUGCAUCACAAUUACAAAUAAAAUCAAAGUACUGAAGAA
Magallana angulata is the source of this 1861-nucleotide messenger RNA. RefSeq names its product type I iodothyronine deiodinase-like. The transcript has 2 exons. NCBI's taxonomy places the organism in Eukaryota, Metazoa, Mollusca, Bivalvia, Ostreida, Ostreidae. The record is from RefSeq and is a predicted model, not a curated record. Gene Ontology annotation, molecular function: thyroxine 5'-deiodinase activity.